Messenger RNA from Geosmithia morbida, 291 nucleotides. RefSeq names its product F-type H+-transporting ATPase subunit f. NCBI's taxonomy places the organism in Eukaryota, Fungi, Ascomycota, Sordariomycetes, Hypocreales, Bionectriaceae. Bases 1 to 291 code for a protein of 96 amino acids. The record is from RefSeq and is a predicted model, not a curated record. The transcript is spliced from 4 exons. Gene Ontology annotation, biological process: proton motive force-driven ATP synthesis.
AUGAGUUUCGUUCAGCGCCGCGCCCUCUCGACCCUCAUCCCCCCUAAGGCCAUCGGCGGCGCUCCUGACGCUCUGCGCAUGCAGCGUGUCGUCAGCUUCUACGAGAAGCUCCCCCGUGGUGCCGCCCCCCAGGUCCAGGCCAAGGGUCUCCUGGGCCGCUACCAGGCCAAGUACUUUGGCAAGAACGCGUCGGUGAAGCCCGUCAUCCACGCCCUCGUCUUCCUCGUCGGCAUUGGCUACGCCCAGAACUACUACUUCCACCUCCGUCACCACAAGAACAACGCUCACUAA